Messenger RNA from Paraglomus occultum, 139 nucleotides. Lineage: Eukaryota; Fungi; Glomeromycota; Glomeromycetes; Paraglomerales; Paraglomeraceae. The record is from the annotation of a GenBank genome assembly.
UAGUAAAAGAAAAAUAGACCGUCAAAAUGUUCGGCCCGGCGAAUGGAUCAAAACGGCUCCUGAUGCUCCGUAUAAUCCUACUGGUAAUUCUACGAAAGUUAUGUAUCGUAGCAAUAUCCCGCGUCCGUCAUCGCGUUAA